AUGCUGCAGCUAAAUCCUCACUUUGACUCCAUUGGCCCGCAGUUUGUUCAGGUGUAUUAUGAAACCUUCCGCAACAACAGAGCGGGUUUGGCUGAGUUGUACACUGAGAAUUCUCUUUUAACUUACGAAGGCACUCAGUUUCGAGGUGCUGCAGCAAUUUUGCAGAAACUGCAGCAACUGCCAGCUGUUGUUAAUCAUCAGCUCGUCACCUGCGACUGCCAGCCGACUCCAAACGGAGGAGUAUUAAUCAUUGUCUGUGGCGACUUAGCCAUUGAAGAUAAUCCACCGAUGAAAUUUACACAAACUUUCAACUUGGUUCCAAACGGAAGCGGCACUUACGCUGUUUUUAACGAUUGCUUCCGCCUUUGCAUCGGCUGA
This is a messenger RNA of Eimeria acervulina, 378 nucleotides long. Its product is annotated as nuclear transport factor 2, putative. The record is from RefSeq and is a predicted model, not a curated record. Gene Ontology annotation, cellular component: nuclear pore central transport channel. The transcript has 4 exons. Gene Ontology annotation, biological process: nucleocytoplasmic transport. Bases 1 to 378 code for a protein of 125 amino acids. Lineage: Eukaryota; Apicomplexa; Conoidasida; Eucoccidiorida; Eimeriidae.